AUCAUUAGUUCUCAUCUCUUCUCUUUAUAUUUAACUCUCUCUCUCUCUCUCUCUCUCUCUCUCUCUCUCUCCUUUUGGUUAUCUCUCUGUGUAUCUUUUCUCUCUGCUUGGGUUUGGUUUUUUGGCUCUUGGGUUUGUUCCUGAUACAGAGAAAAUAUUCUUUGUGUUAAUUAAAGGGUUCGUAGCUCUUGAAUUGCUUCAAGAAAAAUCAGCCAUGGUGGAUCUUCAAACUGUCUGCUGCAUGUGUGGUGACGUGGGUUUUCCUGACAAGCUCUUCCGCUGCAACAAAUGCCGCAACCGCUUUCAACACUCGUAUUGUAGUAACUUUUAUAGUGAGUACGCGGAGCCAAUUGAACUGUGCGAUUGGUGCCGAAGUGAUCAAGAGAGGAGCACCGCAAGGCACGGUGGCUCUUCCAAGAAAUCGAGCGUGGUUGGGGGAGUUGAGACCGGAGGCGCUUCGAGCAGGUCCGAAUAUUCCGGUGACCACAAGAUCAAGCAACACGAUCAUCAACAACACCGUGAUCAUCAAGACGGUGGCGGCAGCGGCAGCGGGGAGAAGGCUAGUAAGAACAGCGGCGUGCCGUCACCAAGACCCACAGCUCGAAGGUACAAGCUUCUCAAGGAUGUAAUGUGUUAAGACAGCUUAUAAGAUUGUGAGUGUGAUAUCAAAAUAGCUAGCCUUGAUGAUCAGCAGCCUCGUCAAACUAAAAGGGUUUAAGUGUUUAUAGAAGUAGAUUAUGUUAAUUAUAUAUAUAUAUUAUAUAUAACUUGUUUUCCAUAUGGGAAUGGGAGGGAGGUCUAGUGUUUUGUUUUCUUAAUUUGUGGUGUGGUUUUUCAGUAAUUAAGUUAUAAAUAAAAUAACGUAAGCUUUGUUCGGAUCAAUGAAAAGCUUAAUGUCGUGAUAAUUUAUCAAUUAAGGUAGGAUUAUUGAUGCUAAUUAAACUAGUACAGAUUUUGUGAUCUCUUCUUAUCAAUUUGAUUACCCAAAUGUACAAAAAAAAAGGUCGUAGACGACGGAUUUUUACGUAGGGAAGAAGUAUUUGAUUUGUACGUACAAGGAGAGUAGAGUAUUUGAUUUGUGAAAGUGUAGGGUUUGUCUCUGGCACAGCAGGGGGUUCUUGGGGGAGUUAGAAAAAAAACAACUUACUUGCACCCUCCUCUCUGCUUUUGCUGAUGAGUGAGGAGAAUUGAAUGCCUUCUCACCAAAGAAUUCAUAGUACCUAAAGCUGCUAACUUUUACAGAUUCAUUGAAGGACGGCCUUUAAUAGAUAGCUAGGCCCUCUCCAUUAUUGUCACCAAUAUGAAAAACUAGGGAAGAAGUAUGUUUUCUCCCAAGAUUUUUAUUAUUUUUUCUUCUUUUUUGUUUUUGGUUUGUGAGGGAGGCUGAGUGAGUGCUUGGAAUUUGAGGGUUGCAGAUGUGAAAUUUGAGUGGAUGUUGUUGCUUCCUAGGCCAUUCAUUUAAAUCAUGAAUUCUUAAUCA
This is a messenger RNA of Prunus persica (peach), 1480 nucleotides long. RefSeq lists its product as uncharacterized. The coding region runs from base 215 to 637 and encodes 140 amino acids. The record is from RefSeq and is a predicted model, not a curated record. The transcript has 2 exons. NCBI's taxonomy places the organism in Eukaryota, Viridiplantae, Streptophyta, Magnoliopsida, Rosales, Rosaceae.